UUGCAAAACGGUUCUUAAAACAGAAGCAAACUGAAUUAAACGGGGCCGAACAACCUGCAUUUGUCCAAUAGCAACUAUUGUUUUCGUUGCAAAACGCACCUGUUUUGACUGACGAUUACCCUGCACUGUAAAAGACUGGGGACGCCCUGCAACUCCAACAAGCGGGUUCAAAGCACAUCAAAUUUCAGAUGCAAAACUGGGCAAGCCACGACUCAUAUCUUGGUAUAGAAUGAGGUUGCAUUGACCCUGCUAGUACUAGCCCAGUAGCCUAGCAUCGAGGUGGAGGCUGGGUCAAAGUGAUCAGUAACCCGGCUAGGAGGCUCGACUCCAGGCUAGCCAGCCUGCCAGCGGAGGGAGGGGGCCUGGUCCUGGAAUGGCCUGGUGAGCUGCACCGCCUAGCAGCAGAGGAAGGUUUGUGAUGAGCGGGAAGAGCCUGCUGUUAAAGGUGAUCCUGCUGGGGGACGGCGUCGUGGGAAAGUCUUCCUUAAUGAACCGCUACGUCACGGACCGCUUCGACUCCCAGUCCUUCCACACCAUCGGGGUCGAGUUCCUCAACAGAGACCUGGAGGUGGACGGGCGCCUGGUGACCCUUCAGAUCUGGGACACGGCUGGUCAGGAGCGCUUCAAGUCCCUGAGGACGCCGUUCUACCGUGGCGCCGACUGCUGCCUCCUCACCUUCGCUGUAGACGACCUGCACAGCUUCCAGAACCUGGCCAGCUGGAAGAAAGAGUUCAUGUUUUACUCUGACGUACGAGACUCAGAGAGGUUCCCCUUCGUUGUCCUGGGCAACAAGGUGGACAAAGAGGGGAGGGAGGUGGGGGAGGACGAGGCUCAGGCCUGGUGCGAGGAGAAUGGCUGUUGUCCCUACUUCGAGACCAGUGCAAAGGACGAUACGAACGUGGGAGUGGCGUUUGAGUCAGCGGUACUGGAGGUUCUGGCGGCGGAGGAUCAGAUCGACCACACAUUGUUGAGUAGCACUAUCGAUCUCCACGGCAACCGUAAAGUACCGCGCUCUUCUUGCUGCUGAUUGGUUGAAAGGAUUGGUCGGAGCUAGCCCCUCCCUGAGUUCUCUCUGUCUAGCACUCUGGGAGCUCUUCACUGAUGAUGAUGCAGGUACAAGCUACUGAGACAACUUGAUUAUCAACACCGCUGAUUUUAAAUAGUGUUGUGUUGUCGGUACAGACUGAUUUGGAAGAGUAUUGGAUAAUCAACACAUCUGAUUUUGAAAGGUUAUCAAUGAGGUACAAUGUAACAGGUACACCGUGUUGUUCAACUCUGUCUGUGUUCUGCAGUAUAUCACAACACUGCUGUCUACAUCCAGUCAGCUUCAGCUUCAUGUACCUGCCCUGUGAAGUGUUUUCACCAUUUCAUCACCCUGUCAGAUCUCACAGAUACUCUGACCAGAACAUGACUCGGACAUAGAUAAUAUAAUAUAAUAUAAUGACAUAGACCUGGUCUGUUGACUGACUAUAAUAUAAUAUAAUGACAUAGACCUGGUCUGU
Molecule: messenger RNA, 1502 nt
Organism: Oncorhynchus gorbuscha (pink salmon)
Lineage: Eukaryota; Metazoa; Chordata; Actinopteri; Salmoniformes; Salmonidae
Product: ras-related protein Rab-9B-like
Exons: 3
Coding region: 419-1027 (202 amino acids)
Biological process (GO): retrograde transport, endosome to Golgi
Cellular component (GO): late endosome; lysosome; phagocytic vesicle
Molecular function (GO): GTP binding; GTPase activity
Source: RefSeq, a predicted model, not a curated record